Clarias gariepinus (North African catfish) is the source of this 4937-nucleotide messenger RNA. Its product is annotated as prostaglandin F2 receptor negative regulator-like. The transcript has 9 exons. The record is from RefSeq and is a predicted model, not a curated record. The coding region runs from base 328 to 2940 and encodes 870 amino acids. Lineage: Eukaryota; Metazoa; Chordata; Actinopteri; Siluriformes; Clariidae.
CCUGCGGCGGAUAGUGCUCUGUCUCAAACCCAAUCUCGUCCAAUUAAAAAACAGCACCGAGACUUAACUUCCGGGCUGAGCGGCCACGCCAUGCACGUAGUCGAGUCUAAGUAAUACGCACGAAAUAUGCGCGAAAUUUUGUCGACGGGACUUUUUCAUUUGUGUUGUGAGAAAGGUUUUUCGGACCACGGUUCAGGAAGAAGUUAAAAGGAGUUUCGAAGCUUUGAGCGGACUGAGGAGAGUUUACCCGCAGGACAGAAGCAGAUCUUUGCGCGGUUUGGUUUUACAAAGGCGAUCCCGUGGGAAAAUUUUAAUCGCCUUGUCAGGAUGCCGAGAGAAAAACGAGCCUUUGGUCUUUUUAUUUGGUUCAUGACUCUUGCUUUCCAGGGUGAGAGCAGAGUGGUGAAAGUGCCCGCUGGUCCACUGGUGCGUGUCGAGGGCCAGUCUGUGUCGAUCCGCUGUGAUGUCUCGGACUAUGAAGGGCCACCUGAACAGGAUUUUGAUUGGAGCCUGAUCCUGAGUGAAAAAGUCCCACUCAUUUCAACUUUUGAUCAGACGUACACCGACGCCUCAAUGAAGGACCGGGUCAACAGUGGCGAUAUCAGCGUUAAGAAAUUGGCAGAUGAUGCAGUAGAGCUGACUAUAAGAAAGGUUAGAGCCUCAGACACUGCUGUCUAUCGAUGCAGCACACCCAGCACUGAUUCAGUCGUCAAAGGGAACUACUUUGCUGAUGUGGAACUUAAAGUUAUUGGCGAUUCUCUAAAAGUGGCUCCAGUCAUUUCUCAGCCAACAGUUUCAGAAGGCGAAUCGGUAAACCUGCUGUGCAACAUCAGUCGAGCCUUCACAGCUCACACUUCCCUGUCAGUCACUUGGUCUAUUAGAACAGGGUCUAGCUCACUGGAAGAGAUCUUGACAUUUGGACCAGAUGAUGGGAUGAAAGUGGGACAAGCAUUUGCCCAGCGUUACGCAGAUGGUGAACUCAUCAUGGUGCUCCCUGGUGGUGGAAGUUAUGGAUUGAUUCUAAAAGGGGUGAAACCAAAGGAUCAGGGUGUGUAUGUAUGCACAGGAAGGGAAUGGACGAAGCAGCCUGCGGGAGGGAAGGGCUGGCAGAAUAUUCUAGAAAGAAGUGAAGACAUGGGGAGAAUUACAGUCACACCCUUAGCCGAGUCACUGAUGGUUUCUGUGGAGAAAAACGUUACUCUCAGUGUGGAGAAUACGCUGAACUUGACCUGCUCAGUUGCUGCAAAGAGCCUGCGUUCUCUGGGUAUAGAGGUGAUAUGGUUGGUCAAGGAACUUAACAACGCUAACAACCAGCGAGUACUGCUCCACGUUGGACGUGAUGGCCAAGUGCUGACUGGCUCUGAGCUGGUGAGCAUGAGCAGGGUUCAACCAGGCAUGUUCAGGCUUCUCCUCUCCGAAGUGCAGCCUUCAGAUUCCGGCCUGUACUCAUGCAAGGUGAAGUUCUGGUUGCCACAGGGCAAUGGAGGAUGGUAUCAGGCAGCUGAGAAAACCUCUGAUCCUGUCCAAGUCCAGGUCACACAGCUGGAACCAGAUUUUCAACUGGGUCUCACAGCCCGUCAAAUCCCUCAGUUCAUAAACGACCCCACCGAGCUGCUCUGUGAGGUGACCAAUCUACUGAACAUGCAGGAUGGUCGUCUGAGUGUAACCUGGUACUAUGCAAGCAUGCAAGCAGGCACAUCUCAGCCUGUAACCAUUGCUUCCCUAGAUAAUCUUGGGGUACUCGUUCCAGGAGAUUUGUAUCAGCAGUUGCUGGCUACUGGAAAUAUUGCAGUGACGCGCAGUGGUCUGAACAAAUUCGGGCUACAACUGCUGCAUACUCGGGACAAAGACAUGGGCUUCUACUCCUGCAGUGUGGCUGUCUGGACCCGUGGCCGCCAGGGAGACUGGAACAAAGCCAAAGAGCUUAAGUCUACUCCAGUCACAGUACAGUGGUCCUCAAAGACACCAGUCCUCAGUGUGGCAGCCAAACAAGAAAAUGUGGCUUCGACAGUCGGCUCUACUUUUGAGAUGAUGUGUCUGGUGACUGGUCAGAACAUACAAAACCCCAGCUAUUCAGUGCUCAUCCACUUUGAAAAGACGGCAGGUGGAGAGUCACAGAAGCUUCUGUCUCUGAGUGCGGACUCCAUUCUGAAGCAGGAGGAGGGAGUGGUGCCCAGUCGCGCUGGUAGUGUGGCUCUGGAGAAGACGGGUCCACAAGAGUACCGCUUCCGUUUAAAUGGAGCUCAAGUCUCUGACCAAGGUUCCUACUACUGUCAUGUGACCGCUUGGACUCGUGAUCAGAGCAACACAUGGAACAGCGAAAUCAGUGCUGAAUCAAAUAAAAUACAGCUUGCCUUUAUAGACACAGGUCCAGUAUUCAAUGUGUCUAUUUACUCAGACAGCAGUCAGCUUAAGCCUGGGGACACAGUCAAAAUGAAGUGCAUUAUGGAUGUACAGGGGGCUACAUCAAACACAGUGGCGUAUGAUGUGCAGUGGUCCCGGAGUCCAACACAGGCACUCAAAAAUGGUGUUGUGCUCCUCAUCAGCAUGGACCGGUGGGGAGUGGUGAAGAAGAGCAAAGGAAAUGAGAGCACACAGUGUAGUAUAGAGCGAACAGACAGGGACACAUUUGUGCUCAGUGUUUACCAUGUUCAGGACCGGGACAUGGGCGAGUACUACUGCACGGCCAAGCUCUGGCAUUUUUCUUCUGACACUGGACUUUGGAAUGAGGGAAAGCAACUUACAUCUACUCCAGUCUUUCUCUCCAUCAACUUGGCAUUGUGGGACUCCAUCAAGAACCCAGUGCUUUAUGGCCUUGCAGCAGCUUUACUUGUUGGCCUGCUGUCCAUUGUUCUUGGACUUAUUACUUCCCGCUGCUGCUUUUCCAGAAACCCUAUGCACACACCACGCAGCAAGCUCAUGGACAUGGAGAUGGACUGAGCCACGUGCUCCUGCUAACGAGACCUCAUUUUACUUUAACCCACUUCAAGAUAGCAUGGCUGCUAAUGUCCCUUAAAAUUGUAUUGAGCCACAAGUAUUUAGAUAUGUUAAGUGCACUGUUUAAAGGAAGAAAAGGAGAAUCUUUACUACUUAUGUGCACACAGGAGGGUGUGGUCACUACAGGGAGAUGCAGUUGGCGUAUCUCAGGAUUUAUUUGCAAACAGUGGCCCCAUCCACCUUAACUACUGUUCUCAGACCCUGUCCUGAGUUUCAAUGUUUUUGGAGACACUUCAUCAGGAAUAACAUUUUGAACUUCUUUAAGACAUAAAAUUGCAUUGUGCCUAUCAACCCUACAUAAUGAGGAGCAGAUUUUUAUUCAAGUAUGAAGGAUACUUGUGAGAGCUGUGAAAGCACAUAGGACAAGACACAUGGGACAAGUAGGGAAGCAUUACUUUCUCAAUUCAUUACCCCAGUCUCACUCCAGAUUCAGCCCCCGUCAAUUCACGACAUCAGCCCUGCAUGUCCAGCAUCUAACCAGCCUGCCUGUCAGUCAGAGUCCUGCUGUUCGAAAGAGUGCUAUUCAGGAGUCCAGCUGACCGUCACUAAUGGCCAGGGGCAUGGUUUCCCGAUCUGCUUCCACAAUGCACCCCUCUCUCUUGUGCACACACUGCUAUCUAUUGGGGUAUGCUUGGCUAAAAUCUAGAGCCCAUUGUCCUGAUUGCUAUCAGUUACUAGAACUGUGCACUUUAGGAGAGAAAGGGUGUCUUGCUUGCUCUGCUAGUAUUCAACACGGUGGCUUUGCAUAAAGCCCUUAUAAAUCAUCCUCCACUUUAUGCUCACAAAUGCUCCCUUUCUUCACACAAUGCACACACAAUGCAUGUACACACACACACACAACCACUAAUUUUAAAAUGCAAAAUUUAUUUUCUCAGAAAAUAGGACAGCUGCACUGUCAUUGCCCUCAAACUGCACUCAACUGCUCUCUUGUCCAUUACAAGCAGUGUCUCCUUUAAAAGCAGCUGCUGUUGUCCUGCAGUCCUCCAUUAUGUGACUGAGAAAACGUCUACAGGUUGAUAUUUGCUUUAUUGAUUUAAAGUAAGAUUAUGUAUUUGUUGGUAAAGAGAGUUAUUUAGGAUGAAGCCGACCCCAGAACACAACAUUCUGCACUAUAUUGCUGCAUUGUGGAAACUCACUUUUAGGAUUUUUUUAUUUUUUUAUUUCUGUUUUAAGUAGCAUUUUGGGGGUUUAUGUUAAAUUGAUACUCAACUGAGUGCAGCUUUGCACUUUCCUGUAUUUUCAUUAAAUGGUUUGUAAACAAUGAUUAAUACAUAAAUCAGGAAAUAAUUCCUCCAAAACUUUAUACCGUAAUAAAGGUUUUUAACAAUUACAAGGUGAAUAAAAUUUUUUAAUCUUUCCUUAGCUCCUCAGAACGUGUUCUGCAUUGACUGAGUAAAUUAAUAUUAGUAGCUACUCAUUGCUUAAGCAACCAUGUUGAAAGAUGUAUCCCUUCGACAUGGAAAUAUGUUAAUCUGUUUCACAAGAGUCAAGUUAUUGGCCUGCAUCAAGCAAAGAAAAUAAAGAUCGAAGAUCACUUAAACACUUGACGUUGUAUUGUAAAAACAUUAAUAGAAACCACAACUACAUUUAAUAUUGAAAUAAGAGCAUUUCCACAUUCAAUAUUCACCAAGAACAGGGACUCAACAGCUGUGUGGUUGAAAAAAUAAAUUCAGUUUGUUAAGGAGCAUAAAUGUUGGACUUUAAAACAAUGGAAGAUCAUGAUGUGGUCUGGGUUCAGACUCCCCUUAUUCUGGAGCAAUAGGAGCGUCAGGGUAAGGAGAAAAGUGCACUGUGGUUUUUGUUUGUGGACUUUUUAUUCAUGUUUUUUCUUCCCACAUAAAAAGGUUUUUAGGGAUUUGGCCCUUUUACACCACCACAUUAAAUGAAACCUUUAAGACACGAAGUCAAGACUUGACAAAAGUGUGGCACUACUAAUCAGG